ACUUCUAUGGGAAGAAAACAAUCCAGGAUCAUUCCAGGGAAAGAAUCCAAGGAUUUUUCCCUAUUUUUGUUCAAUUCAACACCCAGAUUUGGAGGAAAGGAGACAUUUUAAGGAAAACUCUCUUUAAAAAGCGGGAUCACAGCUCCAGGCUCCCAUGGCGGGCCGGAAGCGCGGCGCGGCGAGCGGCGCGGGCGCGGUGCCGUGGCCGGAGGAGCCGGGCGAGCGGGAGCAGGGCCUGUACUCGCUGCACCGCAUGUUCGACAUCGUGGGCGCGCAGCUGACGCACCGCGACGUGCGCGUGCUCUCCUUCCUCUUCGUCGACGUGCUGGACGAGGCCGAGCGCGGCCGCAUCCGCUCCGGCCGCGACUUCCUGCUGGCGCUGGAGCGGCAGGGCCGCUGCGACGAGAGCAACCUGCGGCAGCUGCUGCAGCUGCUGCGCAUCAUCACCCGCCACGACCUGCUGCCCUACGUCAGCCUCAAGCGGCGGCGCCCCGUGUGCCCGGAUCUGGUGGACAAGUACCUGGAGGAGACGUCCAUCCGCUACGUCACGCCCCGCGCGCCCGGGGGGGCCCCGCCCGGCCUCGGCCACCCCCACAAAUCAGUGCCUGCCCCCCACCCGUCCCUGUGCUGCCCCCCGGGGGGGCCCCAGCUGGGCCCGAAGCGCCCGGGCCGGGCCCGGAGCCUCCUCGGGAAUCAACGGAAACGCAGGAAGUCAGCGACCCCCGACCCCAAGGAGAAACAGACCUACAUCCGCCUGCGCGUGCGCGCCGAGUACUGCCAGCACGACUCCGCCCUGCACGGCAACGUCUUCUCCAACAAGCAGGACCCGCUGGAGCGCCAAUUCGAGCGCUUCAACCAGGCCAACACCAUCCUGAAAUCCCGGGAUUUGGGCUCCAUCAUCUGCGACAUCAAAUUCUCGGAGCUCACCUACCUCGACGCCUUCUGGCGGGAUUACAUCAACGGCUCCCUCCUGGAGGCCCUCAAGGGCGUCUUCAUCACGGACUCGCUCAAACAGGCCGUGGGCCACGAGGCCAUCAAGCUGCUGGUCAACGUGGACGAGGAGGAUUACGAGCUGGGCCGCCAGAAACUCCUCAGGAACUUGAUGCUCCACACGGCUCCCUGAGGGAUCCAGCUCCGGUUGUUGUUUUUUUUUGGGAUCCAGCUCCGGUUGUUUUUUUUUUUGUUGUUGUUGUUUUUUUCCCGGGUUUUUCCCGGUUUUUUGUUGGUUUUUUUUUUCCCGGCUCUUUUUUUCCGCGGAGGUUUUGUUGGCGGAGGUGCCCGAGCGGAGCCCGCUGAUGGAUUUGGGGAGGGUUGGAAAUGUGGGAUAUUCCGGGAUUUGGCGCUUUUUGGGGUUCCUGAUGGGUUCUCCUUGUGUUUUCCAUGGGUUUUUCCUCCCGUUUUUGAUUUUGUAUCCAUUAAAAAUGGCGAUGAAAAGGCAAAAAUCCCAUUGGUGCAACACACUGGGAUUUGGGGAUUGGGGGUGUGGAAUAUUCCAGAAUUCCUCACUUUUCCUGUCAAUUCCCCCUUGUGUUUUCCAUGGAUUUUCCCUCCAGUUUUUGAUUUUGUAUCCAUUAAAAAUGGCGAUAAAAAGGCAAAAAUCCCAUUGGUGCAGCCCAGUUGGAAUUGGGGAUUUCAGGUGUGGAAUAUUCCAGAAUUCCUCACUUUUCCUGUCAAUUCCCCCUUGUGUUUUCCAUGGAUUUUCUCUACUUUCUUUUCUUUUCUAUCCAUUAAAAACAGUGAUGAAAAGGCAAAAAUCCCAUUGGUGCAGCCCAGUCGGAAUUGGGGAUUUGAGGUGUGGAAAGCCCUGGAACAAUGGAAUAUUCCAGGUUGGAAAUGUGGGAUAUUCCGGGAUUUGGAGCUUUUUGGGGUUCCUGAUGGGUUCUCCUUGUGUUUUCCAUGGGUUUUCCCUCCAGUUUUUGAUUUUGUAUCCAUUAAAAAUGGCGAUGAAAAGGCAAAAAUCC
Poecile atricapillus (Black-capped chickadee) is the source of this 1961-nucleotide messenger RNA. RefSeq names its product death effector domain containing (gene DEDD). Gene Ontology annotation, biological process: apoptotic process; regulation of apoptotic process; extrinsic apoptotic signaling pathway via death domain receptors. Lineage: Eukaryota; Metazoa; Chordata; Aves; Passeriformes; Paridae. The coding region runs from base 155 to 1123 and encodes 322 amino acids. The record is from RefSeq and is a predicted model, not a curated record. Gene Ontology annotation, cellular component: nucleolus. The transcript has 5 exons. Gene Ontology annotation, molecular function: DNA binding; protein binding.